Diachasma alloeum is the source of this 898-nucleotide messenger RNA. RefSeq names its product peroxiredoxin 1 (gene Prx2). Gene Ontology annotation, cellular component: cytosol. Gene Ontology annotation, molecular function: thioredoxin peroxidase activity. The coding region runs from base 91 to 678 and encodes 195 amino acids. The transcript is spliced from 4 exons. Lineage: Eukaryota; Metazoa; Arthropoda; Insecta; Hymenoptera; Braconidae. The record is from RefSeq and is a predicted model, not a curated record. Gene Ontology annotation, biological process: removal of superoxide radicals; cell redox homeostasis; cellular response to stress.
UACGCUCUCUCGAUUACAUCGCAUUGAGAUUUCAGCUCCAGUAUUUAACGAACCUUCCAGAAGCUUUCAUCAAAGAAUAAUACAUCAAAGAUGUCUGUACUAGCACUUCAGAAGCCAGCACCAGUUUUCAAAGGCACUGCUGUUGUCAAAGGACAGUUCAAGGACAUCUCAUUAACUGAUUACAAAGGAAAAUAUGUUAUUCUCUUUUUCUAUCCCCUCGACUUCACUUUUGUCUGCCCCACUGAGAUCAUCGCAUUCUCAGACCGUGCAGGUGAAUUUCGUGCUAUCAACUGUGAGCUAAUUGCGGCCUCAUGUGAUUCACACUUCUCUCAUCUUGCAUGGGUGAAUACUCCACGCAAACAGGGGGGUCUUGGAGAGAUGGACAUUCCUCUUCUUGCUGACAAGAGCUUGAAAACUGCACGUGCUUAUGGUGUUCUUGAUGAAGAAACUGGUAUUCCAUUCCGUGGACUCUUCAUUAUCGAUGAUAAACAGAAUCUCAGACAAAUCACCAUCAAUGAUCUGCCAGUUGGACGUUCAGUUGAUGAGGCCCUUCGUCUUGUUCAAGCAUUCCAAUACACUGACAAGCACGGCGAGGUCUGCCCAGCCGGCUGGAAACCAGGCAAGAAGACCAUGAAACCCGACCCAGCCGGAUCCAAGGAAUACUUUCAAAACAACUGAAUGUUGAACAUCAUUCAACGACAAGAGGAAAUAAUAUUUUUUCUUUUCAUUCACCUACUUGUCCAUUUCACUCUGAGAAUAAUAAAAUAUUCUCUUCAAUCAACUAUCGAUUAAUUCCAUUUAGUUUUAAGAGCGAUCGUGAAUCAUUCAUCACGCUAGUCGUGAGCAUUAUUUCUUUUGAAGAGAAAUCAAUAAAUAAUAAAGCAUUGUAAUAAAAUAC